ACAGGCGGAGCAGAUAGAGGAUGGAGCAGAGGGACCGAGGAGCAGCCGCCUCAGAUCUCAUGCCCGAACCAUCACCUUCCGCGCGAGAGGAUUCGCCUUCACUCCACGCGCCGAGUUUGGAUUCCGCUCGCGUUCAUUCGCGUCCUCUCUUCGCCGCUGACAGCAGCCGCGCGUCGGUCCGCUUCUGCCGUCUGACUGUGAACACAGCGCCGGUUCUGGCUUUUAUGUCCCAGUGAAAUUCUACUGAAAAAACAAAACAAAACACAGUGUGAUACAUUUCACGCGAGGCUUCACACAUUCAGCUGGACUGCGAAGUCGCUCUUCCAAUCGAAAUGGAUGAAGACAAUCAUGUCCCGGAGGAUCUGUCCCUGGAGGAGAGGGAUGAGCUCUCCAGCAUCCGGCGGAGGAAGAGGGAGCUGCUCGAUGACAUCGAGAGGCUGAAAUUUGAGAUCGCAGAAGUCAUGACAGAGAUUGAACAGCUGACGUGUGUGGGGGAAAGCAAAACGUCCCAGAGGAACAAGCAGAUCGCCAUGGGCAGGAAGAAAUUCAACAUGGAUCCCAAAAAGGGAAUCCAGUUCCUGCUGGAGAACGACCUGCUCCAGAACACUCCGGAAGACAUCGCCCAGUUCCUCUACAAAGGCGAGGGCCUCAACAAGACCGUCAUCGGGGACUACUUGGGCGAGCGGGACGAUUUCAACAUCAAGGUGCUUCAGGCUUUCGUGGAGCUGCAUGAGUUCGCCGACCUGAACCUCGUCCAAGCGCUGCGGCAGUUCCUGUGGAGUUUCCGUCUGCCAGGUGAAGCCCAGAAGAUCGACCGCAUGAUGGAGGCGUUUGCCUCGCGCUACUGCCAGUGCAACCUCGGAGUCUUCCAGUCCACAGAUACCUGCUAUGUGUUGUCAUUCGCUAUCAUCAUGUUGAACACCAGUCUACACAAUCCAAACGUCAGAGACAAGCCGCCUGUCGAGCGUUUUAUCUCCAUGAACAGGGGAAUCAAUGAAGGAGGCGAUCUACCAGAGGAGCUUCUCAGGAAUCUUUACGACAGCAUCAAAAAUGAGCCCUUCAAAAUCCCAGAGGACGACGGGAACGACCUGACACACACAUUCUUCAACCCGGACAGAGAGGGCUGGCUCUUAAAGCUGGGCGGCAGAGUCAAAACGUGGAAGAGAAGAUGGUUCAUCCUAACCGACAACUGCCUCUACUACUUUGAAUACACAACAGAUAAAGAGCCUCGCGGGAUUAUCCCCCUUGAAAACCUCAGCAUUAGAGAGGUGGACGAGCCCAGGAAACCAAACUGCUUUGAGCUCUACAACCCCAGCCACAAAGGUCAGGUCAUCAAGGCCUGCAAGACGGAGGCCGACGGGCGGGUGGUGGAGGGCAACCACGUGGUGUACAGGAUAUCGGCCCCGACCCCAGAGGAGAAGGAGGAGUGGAUCAAGUCCAUCAAGGCGAGCAUCAGCAGGGAUCCUUUCUACGACAUGCUGGCCACCAGGAAGAGGAGGAUAGCCAAUAAGAAAUGAUGACUGUAUAUCUGGGACUGAGAGUCAUUGUGUGUCUGUAGGCAUGUGUGUGUGUCGGGGGGGGGAGUGCGUGUGUGUGUGUGUGUGUGUGUGUGUGUGUGUGUGUGUGUGUGUGUGUGUGUGUGUGUGUGUUUCUACUGAAGUUGUGAAGGUCUCCCAUUCAGUGUUUUCAGGGCUGAGGGACAAGCCCAGACGCAAAGGAUUCUGGGUCAUUUCUGGCCCUGGACAGUUUGCAUCUCAAGUCUUCUGCUGAAGCGAGGAAGAGGACAGGAAGUGCGAAUGAACUCUUCACCAAGCUGAGUUACAGUGAAGAACAGCAGAAGAAGAGACGGCUUUGACUGUAAUAAGGGAGCUUUUACUCUGCAAUGCUUGGGAGAGACUGCCCUCUGCUGGGGUUCCUAUGGAAUUGAACAUACUUCACCUUAUGCGGUGCCUUGCAAAAGUUUCCCUAGAACUUUUUCACAUUUUUGUUACUGGAUUUUAUCUGGAUUUUAUGUGACAGACCAACACAAGGUAGUGCAAAAUGGUCAUAAUACAAGGUUUUCAUUAUUUUUACUGAUGACCUGAAAAACGAAGCAUGCAAUUGAAUUUAGCCCCGCAGUGCUCUACCAGCUUUGCAUUGGUCUGACAUUGUUGCCCAUUCUUUUUUAUAAAACAGUUGAAGCGUAGUCAGAUUGAAUAGAGAGCGUUUCAGAACAUCGGCCUUAAAAAAUGACAGCAUAUUAGGGCCAUUAAAGAAAAAGAAAGGAGUAAGUUUCUUACUUGCAAUGUUUUAAUCAAAGAUUUUCUAGAAAAAACUGGAAAAUUUCUGAGUUUGAAAAGUUACAAAUUUCUUGACUUUUGCAACUUGAAAAUUUCAGAUUUUUUGAAAUUCAGAAAUUUCUAGAUUUUUAUAGAAAAAUUGUUAAGUUUUUAAGACUUAAUUUUUAAUUCACUUAAGCCCAAUUUUUUGGUCAAUUUUUGGAGAAAAUUUGCAAUACACUCACAACAAUCAUGCAUUAACGCAAAAAAAAAAAAAAAGUGUGUAUCUGUUGAUUUUGAGUGAAUAUCUGCUAUUGUGAAAUUGCAAAAAGAAAACUGGAAGGACGACUUCACUCUAGUCUUGUGGGUUUCCUUACACUUUCUUGCAGGUGUUAUAACCUCACUCAUCCUUUCUGUCCUGACUGUCGAAAAUCACUACCGUGGCAUGAUACUGCCACCACCAUGUUACACAAUUUGAAUGUUUUUUUUACAAGAUUCAAUUGAUGAGACUAAACACAAAUGAAUUGCACAUGUUUUAAAUUGUACAAAUCAUGAACUACUUUGUGUUGGUCUAUCUCAGUAAAGAAGACAAAAGAAAAAUUGUAAGGAAGUUCUAGAGGC
Molecule: messenger RNA, 2879 nt
Organism: Xiphophorus maculatus (southern platyfish)
Lineage: Eukaryota; Metazoa; Chordata; Actinopteri; Cyprinodontiformes; Poeciliidae
Product: cytohesin-3-like
Exons: 13
Coding region: 333-1517 (394 amino acids)
Biological process (GO): regulation of ARF protein signal transduction
Molecular function (GO): guanyl-nucleotide exchange factor activity
Source: RefSeq, a predicted model, not a curated record